Aspergillus affinis is the source of this 2475-nucleotide messenger RNA. RefSeq names its product TFIIH/NER complex ATPase/helicase subunit SSL2. Gene Ontology annotation, cellular component: transcription factor TFIIH holo complex; nucleotide-excision repair factor 3 complex; transcription preinitiation complex. The coding region runs from base 1 to 2475 and encodes 824 amino acids. Gene Ontology annotation, biological process: nucleotide-excision repair; transcription initiation at RNA polymerase II promoter. The record is from RefSeq and is a predicted model, not a curated record. Gene Ontology annotation, molecular function: ATP binding; 3'-5' DNA helicase activity; hydrolase activity. Lineage: Eukaryota; Fungi; Ascomycota; Eurotiomycetes; Eurotiales; Aspergillaceae. The transcript has 3 exons.
AUGCCGCCCGCCAAGCGCAAGGCUACUGAUAGCGGUCGGUCAAGUAGAGCUUCGAAGCGGGCGACACCCGUGCCUGACAUCCAAGAUGUUGGCAGUAGCGACGACUACUCGGACUAUGAGCAAGAUGCAAAGGCAGACAGUCUGAAAGAGGUCGUCGACAAAUUUUCGCUCGAAUCGUUUAGCAACAAAAAGGACAACUCGAUCCAAAGGCAGGAUCCAAACUUUGGUUACAAAGACUUCUCCUCGCUUUCCUUGAAACCGGACCAUGCGAACCGCCCCCUCUGGAUCGAUCCCUUAAAGGGCACUAUCACCUUGGAAAGUUUCUCGCCGCUGGCUCCUCAGGCCCAGGACUUUCUGACGACUAUUGCCGAGCCGCUUUCGCGCCCGACCCAUCUACAUGAAUAUCGACUCACCGGAAACAGUCUGUAUGCGGCGGUGUCGGUCGGUCUCCAGCCUCAAGAUAUUAUCAACUUUCUGGAUCGGCUAUCGAAAACCCCGCUACCGGACACAAUCAAAUCGUUCAUCAUCGACUUCACGAAGUCAUACGGCAAGAUCAAGGUCGUCCUGAAACAUAACCGCUUUUUCGUGGAAAGUACCGAUCCGGGGAUGCUGCAGAUGCUUCUUCAGGAUGAGGUUAUCGGUCCGCAGAGGUUACAAGGGACGGAGGGAAUCAUUCAACAAGCGGCUCCAAAAAUGGGAGGCUUGGUCAUUCCAGGUACCAAAGAUGCGGCAGGAGUACAACAGACAUCCGAACAGAAACCGGCAGAGGAUGCCGGGGCGGAAGGCCGUCAGGAGGAUGACCUUCUUUUGGCCAUUCGCGAUGAUGACGAUGACGAGGAGCAAGCUCAGGUUCACAGUUUCGAAAUUCCAAACGAGGCAGUGGAACCGGUCAAAGCGCGCUGUCAAGCCAUGGGCUGUCCGGCACUGGAGGAGUACGAUUUUCGAAACGACGAGAUCAACCCUACUUUGGAUAUUGAUUUGAAGCCAAAUGCUCGGAUUCGAAGCUAUCAAGAAAAGAGUCUGAGUAAGAUGUUCGGUAACGGACGUGCUAAGAGUGGAAUUAUUGUCCUUCCGUGUGGUGCAGGCAAGACGCUGGUGGGUAUCACGGCGGGGUGCACGAUCAAAAAAGGAACCAUCAUCCUUUGUACCAGUUCCAUGUCGGUGGUUCAAUGGAGAAAUGAAUUCUUGCGGUGGUCGAACAUCGACCCUGGUGACAUUGCCGUGUUCACCUCGGAUAACAAAGAGAAAUUCCGCCGAUCGACCGGUAUCAUUGUGUCGACAUACUCCAUGGUCUCGCAAACUAGAGCUCGAUCUCACGAUGCCCAGAAGAUGAUGGACUGGAUACAAUCCCGGGAAUGGGGUCUCAUGAUCCUUGACGAGGUCCACGUCGUGCCUGCAUCCAUGUUCCGAAAGGUCACCUCUGCCAUUGCGACACAGAGUAAGCUUGGUUUGACCGCCACGCUGCUCCGUGAAGAUGACAAGAUCAAAGAUUUGAACUUCCUGAUCGGACCCAAGCUUUACGAAGCCAACUGGAUGGAACUAGCUGAGCAAGGGCAUAUCGCCAAGGUCCAGUGUGCCGAAGUCUGGUGCCCAAUGACCACGGAAUUCUAUUCCGAAUACAUGCGGGAGAAAUCCCGGAAGGCGGCCCUUCUUUAUAUUAUGAAUCCUCGCAAGUUCCAGGCCUGCCAGUUCCUCAUUGACUACCACGAGAAGCGAGGCGACAAGGUCAUUGUUUUCUCGGACAACGUCUACGCCCUCGAACGGUAUGCUUUGAAGCUGAACAAGGCGUAUAUUUACGGAGGAACCCCUCAGAAUGAACGAAUGCGUAUUCUGGAGAACUUCCAACACAACGAACAGGUCAACACCAUCUUUUUGUCGAAGAUUGGAGAUACGUCUCUCGACUUGCCCGAGGCGACCUGCCUAAUUCAAAUAUCUUCUCACUACGGUUCUCGUCGUCAAGAGGCGCAGAGACUGGGUCGUAUUCUGCGAGCCAAGCGUCGAAACGACGAGGGCUUCAAUGCAUUCUUCUACUCACUUGUGUCGAAGGACACAGAUGAGAUGUUCUAUUCCUCUAAACGACAGGCCUUCCUUGUCGACCAGGGCUACGCCUUCAAGGUGAUCACCCACUUGCAAGGGAUUGAAAACUUGAACGGCCUUGCCUACGCAACCCCCGGGGAGCGUCGAGAGCUGCUGCAGGAAGUGAUGCUGCAGAACGAAACCUCGGCUGAUGUGGAGCAUGUCAACGACGAUCUCUUCUCCGGGCGUAGCGGUGGCGUCAGAAGUGGCAAAGGCGCCGUCAAACGCAGUGCGGCUACCCUCAGCGGACUGGCUGGCGGUGAAGAUAUGGCGUACAUCGAGUAUAACAAGAGCAGGAACAAGCAGCUGAAAGACAAGGGGGCCAGUCACCCGCUGUUCCGGAAAAUGGAGCGGGAUCGUCUCAAGCGCAAGAAGGAAUUGCAGGAUUUCAUGCGCUGA